Messenger RNA from Physcomitrium patens, 1918 nucleotides. RefSeq names its product F-box/kelch-repeat protein At1g67480. NCBI's taxonomy places the organism in Eukaryota, Viridiplantae, Streptophyta, Bryopsida, Funariales, Funariaceae. The record is from RefSeq and is a predicted model, not a curated record. Gene Ontology annotation, molecular function: protein binding.
CUCGCUCUCUCUCUAAUCUCAGCCACGACAUUCAUUUAAUUAUGGUUUCGGGGAUUCGGGGGAAAGGGUUUUCAGAAAUUUCGGUCUGGGUGAGUACAUCCCGGAUCGUGAGAGGAUCGAACUGAAAUGCUCGAACGAUAAUCUGAAGCAGCAGUAUUUUCUCUGUGGGGGUUUGCGUAGAUCGUCAUGGGUGGGGUUUGAUCGUUUUUUUAUGGAGGGUGCUUGGGGUUUGCCCGACCGAGUCCAAUUUUGAGGGUCAUUUUGAUUGAUUUAGCUCAACUAUGGGGGCCGUCGGGGUAGCGACUGGGGAGAGUCGUGGGUGUGCGCCCAAGACCUUCAGGAUGGGGAGUGUCGAUUUGUGCAUGGAGGACGACCGGACGCUCGACGAUCGAGGAGUGAAAUCUGUAGAUGAAGGUGUGGGAGAAUCGUUACCUGGGUGGCGGGAUUCCCAAGCGCCGAUGAUGAUGCAGAAAACCGAUGAUGCGGAGGAGAAAGGUGCUCUGAUUCUUGGCUUGCCAGACGAUGCCAUGACGCUCGUGUUCGCUCGGUUGCCUCGGCAAAGCCUGGCGAUGACGCGGUUGGUUUGUUCCUCGUGGAAGCGUGUGGCCGAGCGGCAAGAGCUGGCUUCCUUGCGUCUCAUGAUGGGCACGUCGGAAGGAUGGAUUUACGUACUCGCACAGACUCCCAAAGGAACUCCAUUCCGCGCAUACGACCCGAUUGCUGGCAAGUGGUCCAUUCUCCCUCCCAUACCCGGUCGCUCCGAAGACCAGCAGUGGCAAGGAUUUGCUUGUGUUGGCUUUAGGCAUAAGCUUUUCCUCAUUGGCGGCACUCGAAAGUUGAAUAGCCCCAAUUCGGAAGGUAUGGUAUGCAGCAACGUUGUAAUAUACGAUUCCCUUACCAACAAAUGGACUAAAGGGGCGAACAUGAAUACCUCACGGAGCUGGGCGGCAGCAGCAGUAGUGGGGGACAAACUGUACGUUGCUGGAGGUCAAGGAACCACGAAGUUCCUUGACUCGGCCGAGGUUUACGAUCCGCACACUGAUACAUGGAAGAUAAUCUCGAGCAUGGGCGUUGUGAGGUCGAGUUGUCAAGGAGUGGCGCUUGACGGCCAAUUCUGGGUCAUUGCCGGGGAGUACGUGAAGAACCAUUACGACGACAAUCAGAAGAGCUCCGCCGAGGUUUACGACGCCGACACUAACACAUGGCGUUUCGUGCCAAACAUGUGCCUCGACGACAACAAGAUCAUGGCGCCUAGCGCCGUCGUAAAUGGAGAACUCAUUUGUGUGCAUCAGAAAAGACUGAUGCAUUACAACCAGCAUCUAAACAUGUGGCGCCAACUGGGGCACUUUCCCGGUGGGGAGUUAUAUGCCCGCCCUUACUCCAAGUUUGGAUUUGCUUGUGAAAGUGUGGGUAGCAGCUUAUAUAUAAUUGGAGGAACUCGCGAGUACUCACAGCACCACCAUCGAUACCGCACCCCGAUCAACUCUGUGGAGAUCUGUGAUCUUGGAAAUGAGCAGCAGAUCUCACGGUUAUGGUGGAGGCAAGGAGCAGAUAUGGGCCAGGGGCGGGGGACAAUGUCUGCAUCCACCGUUGUGUGGAUGUAAAGGAGCUUGUGGCCACCUCUUCUGAUGUUACUACGAUAAUGGUUGAAAUGCUGUAUGAUUUAUCCAAACUUUAAACUGUCACAGUACCGAUUGAUUAUUUAGAACACCCUCAUGGAUACGUACCUAGUUGUUAACACUGAAGAACUUGUGCAAGCAAUUUAUAAGUCUAGAACUAAGAGCUGGAUUGUACAUACUGAGAGAGCGGAUGGUGCGAGUCCGUUGAGCUUCAGGUUUUUCUGAAGUGAAAACAUAUUUUGAAUUAUGAAAUGAGUCCUUGUCAAGAGAACGGGCGAUUGAGCUGUUAUUUCAAGUUG